CACACCCGCCAGGUACCUGUCAUCCAUUGCUCAGUCUCGGUUUCCCUGGAGUUUUCGUCUGGUAACCCGGAAGUGAUGGAUGUGAGCUGUGCGGGCGGCAGUCCCCCUCUGUAAGACUACAUCCGUGUGAGAGAGGGGAUGUGACCCUUGUACAGACUGCUCUAGUAGGAUGUUUCAGAACAAUCAGGGCAAAGAGUUGUUCUGGAACUUCAAAGAAGCUUUAACAGUGCUGGGAUUAAGGACAUGUCAACAGAAAUGACCUCACCUUUAACUGAACAGGAAUUUAUCACUAUCCGUGUACAGGACCCAAGGAUUCAGAAUGAAGGAUCAUGGAACUCCUAUGUGGAUUAUAAGAUCUUUCUCCAUACAAACAGCAAGGCUUUCACUGCCAAGACAUCUUGUGUGAGGAGGCGUUAUCGGGAGUUUGUUUGGUUGAGAAAGCAACUACAGAAAUAUGCUGGCUUAGUGCCUGUUCCUGCUUUGCCUGGGAAAGCCCCAUUCCAUAUUGGGAGUAGCGAUGAUUUCAUUGAGAAGAGGCGGCAGGGACUGCAGCAGUUUCUUGAACAAGCUGUACAGAACAUGGUCCUGCUUUCAGACAGCCAACUACACCUCUUUCUGCAGAGCCAGCUGUCAGUAUCCGAGAUUGAAGCUUGUGUCCAAGGCUUCAGGAACUACAGCGCUACCGAAGCUAUCCUUAAUUAUGCAAUUUCCAACCGUGGCUGGGUUCAGGAAGAGACUAUAUGCCAGCAGUAGCAGCUAGCAAGGAAGCAGUCAUUGAGAGGUGUCUCCUUCUUUAGUUUCCUUAAGUGGGAAAGGAAACUUUUGCACUUUAGGAUGUGCCCAAGGGAUCAUGCAAUGUUGGGAAUAGAGUUGGAUUUUCUAUCAGUUAUAUUACAAGCUUACUACUUCUCUGAUAGAGUGACUCCAACAUAUUUCCACACUCCAUGGCAUUAAAGAAAUGGAUUGUAGUCUUAUCAGCCUUUGCAGGAAAGCCAGUUAUUUAAGGAAUGUCAAAGACCUCCACAAGCUAACUGGAAAAUAAGCUAACAGUUAAUAAAAAUGGCAUUAGUUUAAAAAGAGAUGAUGCUGAUUAAUGCUAGAUUCACAUGCAUCUGCUGCAAUUAUUGCACAUUAUUUCAGUACUCUAUCACAAUUAGUACUUUGCACCCUCUGCAUUGCCUCAUUUGCUGUACUCAAAACACUGGAAUAUAGUUUCUAGGAUACAGAUUUCAUAAUCUGCACUUUUUAAUUGGAUCCACUUAUAUCAGAUCUAGUUAUUUGAGUUGUAUUCAAUAUUUUUGCACAUUUAAAAGGAACUGUUACUUCCCUGGAAUUUUUUACAUUAUGUUUACUUAUAUCCCUAUUAAACAAAUACGUAUAUAAUGUGUGUAAAAGAUAUGUAGAAAAAAAACUCCACGCCUCAUCUUAGCUUCCUGUCAGUCAGUGUUAUAAACUCUGUCCUUUGCACCUGGCAGUCGGUAUAAAGCAUAUAGAGAAAAGAAGAAAUGAAACCAGGUUUAUAUUUCUCACCAGCCUUUGCAAUGUUUGCCCUGGCUCUUUCUGGAACGAACUGGAUUGUGAUGUAAUUUGCUAAAUAUCUUAAUAUAAGUUAUAGGUGAUUCUCAAUGCUAUAUUUAGUGGUAUAAUUUCCAGAGAAGUGACAUUUCCCCUUUAACUUAUUUUUUUUUUUUUUUUCUCCCUCACGUUCAGAUAUGUCUUUAGUUUGCACUCAUUGUAUUGUUGGAACAUGCUGCUUAUUGUUCAAAUAAAUGUAAUUCAAGCCAGAA
Messenger RNA from Pelobates fuscus (common spadefoot toad), 1787 nucleotides. RefSeq names its product sorting nexin 11 (gene SNX11). Gene Ontology annotation, cellular component: endosome. The record is from RefSeq and is a predicted model, not a curated record. NCBI's taxonomy places the organism in Eukaryota, Metazoa, Chordata, Amphibia, Anura, Pelobatidae. The coding region runs from base 244 to 753 and encodes 169 amino acids. Gene Ontology annotation, molecular function: phosphatidylinositol phosphate binding. Gene Ontology annotation, biological process: intracellular protein transport; vesicle organization. The transcript has 7 exons.